Messenger RNA from Armigeres subalbatus, 1194 nucleotides. RefSeq names its product RNA-binding motif protein, X-linked 2-like. NCBI's taxonomy places the organism in Eukaryota, Metazoa, Arthropoda, Insecta, Diptera, Culicidae. The record is from RefSeq and is a predicted model, not a curated record. Gene Ontology annotation, biological process: mRNA splicing, via spliceosome. Gene Ontology annotation, cellular component: catalytic step 2 spliceosome; U2 snRNP; precatalytic spliceosome. Gene Ontology annotation, molecular function: RNA binding. The transcript is spliced from 2 exons. The coding region runs from base 132 to 548 and encodes 138 amino acids.
UAAAACAUUUACCAUCCGAACGACUUCAAUACGUUUCAUAUUUACAACAGUUUAAUAUAAAUUACCAUUGUACAGUGAAUAAUUUCCAGUUGAUAUAUAAGUGCAUCUUCUAGCAAUAGUGUGAUUUAAAAAUGAAUCCUAUGACCAACAUGAAAAACGUGCUCAAACUGAGUGAGCAGGACCUCAAAUAUGGCGGCAAAAAUUCCUGGCAUGAUCAGUACAAGGACAGCGCCUGGAUAUUCGUCGGUGGCCUGCCCUCGGACUUGACUGAGGGCGACCUGCUAGCAGUGUUCUCCCAGUACGGUGAAAUUGUCAACAUCAACCUGGUGCGGGAUAAGAAAACCGGCAAAUCCAAGGGUUUCUGCUUCAUCUGCUUCGAAGAUCAACGGUCCACCGUGUUGACGGUGGACAACAUGAACGGUAUCAAGCUGCUGGGGAGGUCACUGCGGGUGGACCACGUGUCCGACUACAAACCACCCAAGGACGACAAAGCGGACGAGGAAACGAAACGGCUGUACAUGGAAGGAUGUGCGCCAAAGUAUAGCUAGAUGAGUAAAUCUCGCUCGUGAGAACGAAUUACUUCCUACUUUGAUAAAAUAGAAAACUAAUUUUUAAUAUCUUUAUAUUAGUUAAGAUAAGGUUCGGAAAAAUAAAUAUGGUAUGUAUUGGUUAAUUAUCUCCUCUCAAGUGGGGAAGGUCUAUCAAAGAUCUCAUCAAAAUUAGUUGAAAUCGAAAUACAGGUCCUUGAAUUAUAAUUAUAUUCAUCUAUCUCUCAUCCUCCUCGAAAAUCCAUGGCCAGGGGUUUCCUGUUAGUCUUGAGAUACUGUAACAUGUGCAUCACACAUGUUAUUCAUAUUUCUUCUUUAACACACUUUCAGCAGACUCAGUGGGAACAUGCUGAGAAGGUCAAUUUCAUCCGGCAUUGAACCUUCAGUUCAAUGCCUAGCAACUCUAGCACCGUUGGCGACAAGCAGAAAGUGUCGCAUUACAAAUGUAUCGAGACAUGCUGUUACCAAGUGAACAGUCAUGUAUUUUUCGAGGGUCUCUGUCCCUCGCUCUUUUGCGUUAACAACGAUCACUGAUUGGUGAUCGAUGUACAUAGCUAGGUUCAUGUAUUGGUGCUUCAAGUAUCUCCCGUAGGUUAAAUUAUAUUUCUGUAAAUUUCAAUAAAGCAUUAAGAUUCCAACCUUCUAA